AUGUCUUCAACGCCACCGAAAACGUUCCAGGGCUGGGUCGCUCAAGAUGCUACCAGCCCUUUAACAUUCACCAGCUUCGAACCCAAGCCCUUUACCGAAACAGACAUCGACGUCCGAGUUUCUCACUGUGGCAUCUGCGGGACAGACAUCCACACUCUCCGCUCCGGCUGGGGCCCUGCAGACUAUCCCUGCGUCGUCGGCCAUGAGAUCAUCGGCACGGUUGUCUGCGUCGGCUCCGGCGUCUCAACACUCGCGUCCUCCCAAGCCUCCCGGGAGCUCAAAGUCGGCGACCGCGUCGGCAUCGGCGCACAGAGCAUGUCCUGCCUGCGGGCAGACUGCGAGGCGUGCGCCGACGGCCGCGAGAACUACUGCGCCCGCAUGACAGGCACCUACAACAGCCGGUACGCCGACAAGAGCAAAGCGCACGGCGGCUUCGCCGAGUUCUGGCGCGGACCCGCGCACUUCGCCUUCAAGAUCCCCGACGCGCUGCCGUCCGCCGAAGCGGCGCCCUUGCUCUGCGGCGGCGUGACGGUGUUCGCGCCGCUGCUGAAACACGGCGCAGGGCCGGGGAAGUCGGUUGGCAUCGUCGGCAUCGGUGGCCUAGGCCACAUGGGGAUUCUGUUUGCGCGGGCACUUGGCUGCGCGCGCGUGGUGGCGAUCUCGCGCUCAUCGAGCAAGCGCCGCGAUGCGGUCGAGGGGCUUGGUGCGGAUGCGUUCAUCGCCACGGACGAGGAGAAGAAGUGGGCGCGGACACACGCGCGAUCGCUCGACCUGAUCAUCUGCACCGUCGACGCGCCGGAUAUGCCCCUGGUGCAGUAUCUGCGGCUGCUCAAGGUGGACGGGACGUUUGUGCAAGUUGGGGCGCCGGAGUCGCCGCUCCCGCCGCUCACAGCGUGGUCGCUGAUCCAGAAAGGGGUCAAGGUGACGGGGUCCAAUAUCGGAUCUCCCGGGGAGAUUAGGAAGAUGUUGCAGUUGGCUGCUGAGAAGAGGGUGUUGCCGUGGAUUCAGCAGCGGCCAAUGCGCGAUAUCAAUGCUGCGUUGGCUGAUAUGGAUGCUGGGAAGGCGCGGUAUCGCUACGUGCUUUCGAACGAGACGGAGCUGCAGUCAAAAUUGUAG
This is a messenger RNA of Aspergillus clavatus NRRL 1, 1116 nucleotides long. Its product is annotated as NAD(P)-dependent alcohol dehydrogenase. NCBI's taxonomy places the organism in Eukaryota, Fungi, Ascomycota, Eurotiomycetes, Eurotiales, Aspergillaceae. Gene Ontology annotation, molecular function: alcohol dehydrogenase (NADP+) activity; zinc ion binding. The transcript has a single exon. The record is from RefSeq and is a predicted model, not a curated record. Gene Ontology annotation, biological process: alcohol metabolic process. The coding region runs from base 1 to 1116 and encodes 371 amino acids.